Trypanosoma conorhini is the source of this 1050-nucleotide messenger RNA. RefSeq lists its product as uncharacterized. The transcript has a single exon. NCBI's taxonomy places the organism in Eukaryota, Euglenozoa, Kinetoplastea, Trypanosomatida, Trypanosomatidae. Bases 1 to 1050 code for a protein of 349 amino acids. The record is from RefSeq and is a predicted model, not a curated record.
AUGCUGCGCAGGGGGCAGAGUUGUCGCCUGCGGCUCACGUGCGCCCGCGGUCUCAGUGCGGCGGCGCCAAGAGCGGCAGGCAGGCAGCGACGCUUCGCGACAACAGCGCCUGAUGGGCGGCCCGCGGCACCCCCGCCGCUCCGGCGUCCAGAUUGCGCGGAGGUGGAAGGGUUCUUCCGGCAACGGCUUGCUGCGGCACCGCAAGACGCGCCGUCGUCGCCCGACUCGUGUCACGCCAACACGCAGGCGGAAACUUUACGGCUGCCCCCGCACAUCACCGCCGUGCACGCAAGAGAAGACGUGCGGAUGCACCGACGCCUCGGCAGCCGCUUCACCAGCCUCUGUGACCAGGAAAAGUUAUACGGCACCGCCGAGGUGGCGUUCCACUCCAUUCACCAAGACGUGCAGCUGCGUCUGUGUUGGGCGCGGGAGGCGCUGCGCCUCCUACAAGAGGCCCUGCCACAGCCGCAGCCGCCGCACGCGCCAACGGCCGUCCCGCGACGUCUUGUAGUGCUUGUGUUGUAUUCGCACACGCAGCACAACGCCGCAGUUGGGCUGUAUCUGCGUCGCAUCAGUGAACAGGCAAGGGCACUGCUCGCUGAGAAAGAGGAGGAGGUGCUGGGCGUCUUAACUGCUGCCGUUGGCGUGAAGUGGCGGAGCCCCACGCCGCCCGAGACGAAUGCCCUGGACCACAGAAACAAUAAUAUUGCUGCCGCGGCGCUCCAGGACGAAUUGCUGUGGUACCCUAACGCCGGCCUGUACACCUUCAAUGCCCUGAUGCAGUGUCUCUGCCGAGUUGGGCUUGAUGCAGACACGCAGGAUGAGGCGCGGGGCUCGCUUCAGCUGCAGCGGAAGCUAUUAAUUAUAUCCGAGGGGUGGUUUCACGUGCGCACGGCUGCGGAAUUGCACCAGCUGCCGCAGGCGCCAUCGGGGUCGGCUGGUGACACGGUGGAUGUGGAGCCGCUGCCGUUUGUGCUGGGCAGCGCCCACACUGCGGAGGAACUGCGGCAGUUCGCCCGUUACACGGCCUGUCGAGCUUUAGCCCUAUGA